This is a messenger RNA of Hipposideros armiger (great roundleaf bat), 1924 nucleotides long. It is a transcript of the gene CLDN11, whose product is annotated as claudin 11. The record is from RefSeq and is a predicted model, not a curated record. NCBI's taxonomy places the organism in Eukaryota, Metazoa, Chordata, Mammalia, Chiroptera, Hipposideridae. The transcript has 3 exons. The coding region runs from base 226 to 852 and encodes 208 amino acids. Gene Ontology annotation, molecular function: structural molecule activity. Gene Ontology annotation, cellular component: bicellular tight junction; membrane.
UGUCCCGUCCGUGCGCCCGUCGCUGUGCCAGCCGUGCGCCCGUCGCGCAGUCGGAGCUGGGUUCGCAGCCUCUCGUGGCCGGCCGCCGCCUCGAGCGUUCCGCAUCGGGCCGUCGCUGGACAGCGGCUCGCGAGCUCGGGAGAGGGAGGACCAAGGCAGGCGCCGUUCAGCCCGGUGCGCGGGCACAGUUAGUGAGGGGCGAGGCGCGAGGACCCCGGGACGGCUAUGAUGGUGGCCACGUGCCUGCAGGUAGUGGGCUUCGUCACGAGCUUCGUGGGUUGGAUCGGCAUCAUCGUCACCACGUCCACCAAUGACUGGGUGGUGACUUGCGGCUACACCAUCCCCACCUGCCGCAAGCUGGACGAACUGGGCUCCAAGGGGCUGUGGGCUGACUGCGUCAUGGCCACGGGGCUGUAUCACUGCAAGCCCCUGGUCGACAUCCUCAUCCUGCCGGGCUAUGUGCAGGCCUGCCGAGCCCUGAUGAUUGCAGCCUCAGUCCUGGGCCUACCGGCCAUUCUCCUACUGCUGACAGUUCUCCCCUGCAUCCGAAUGGGCCAUGAGCCUGGCGUGGCCAAGUACAGGCGGGCUCAGCUGGCUGGUGUUAUGCUCAUUCUGCUGGCUCUCUGUGCCAUUGUCGCCACCAUCUGGUUCCCUGUGUGUGCCCAUCGUGAGACCACCAUCGUGAGCUUUGGGUACUCCUUGUACGCGGGCUGGAUCGGUGCUGUGCUGUGCCUCGUGGGAGGCUGUGUCAUCGUCUGCUGCGCUGGAGAUGCCCAGUCGUUUGGUGAAAACCGUUUCUACUACUCUUCUGGUUCCAGCUCCCCUACUCAUGCCAAGAGCGCCCAUGUAUGAGAGGGCUGCCAGCCUGCCCGUGGAGGUGCUGCGGGUGCUGGGCCCAUGGCCCUAGGUUUGCUCGCCACAGUCAUAGUGGGGGAGCCCACUCCCCUCUCUCUGGCUCCAAAGCCAAAGGUCUAGAAAAGCAUCCUGUCUGGCAUUUUGUAGUCUUAACAACUCCCACCCUCCCCAUUUUGUUCUCUUAAAUCUUUAGCUCUGAUAAUGUCCACACAUUUUUCUCACGGUUUUGCCCACUAUUAGCUCUUGGGCAUUCCUUUGUAUGUGUGUGUGUGUAUAUAGAUAUAGAUAUAUAGAUAUCUAUAUAUACACAUACAUAAUUUUUUAUUUUAUUUUUUUUCCUCCCUCUAAAUUUUAAAUACCUUGCAAACAUUGCUGAACUGGGUGUGGGGGAGAGAAAGAAAAGACUUUUCAAACUGUUACAGAUGACAAUGAGAGCCUCAUAAAGAUGUCUCUCUGUUCCCUCCCUCCUUGUCAGCUCCAAGGUCAUUUAGUUAUAAGUGAUAAAAAAAGACAGAAUUGGGGACGUGGGGUGGGAGAGGAAGAGGAAUCGUGGAACUUUCCCUCCAUGAGAGUUUCCCUUUUGUAAGUCGAGGGCAAGGGGUGGGGAUAUUGUUUAGUUUGUGAUUUUACAUUUAUCUGUAAAUACUUUUUCAAGAUUGUUCAUUUUUAUAACCAUGGUUUUCCUGAAAUUCUCAAUUCAUCAGUAUGAAGGAAAUGAACCAAAUAGACUUUAAUUAUAUGAUAAAUAACAGUACAAGUGAGCAUAACUCUGACAUUCCACAAAACAUUUUUGAUUUCCAGGUUUGUGUGAUGUAGUUUUUAAUCCUACACUUGCAUAUGCUUCAACUUAACACAUUUAACAAGCUUUUUUUUCCUUUUCUCUAUUUUCAUUCUGUUAGCUAUCUUGAAGUGAUAUUGUUUAACAUAAAUUGUACUGUUGAAUUUGGCUUUACGGGUGUAAACACUGAUGGUGUAUCAGUAUCUGAGACCCCAAACUCUCCAAACAUUGAUGGUGCAUUUUGUUCUUUAAGUGAAAUCUGUGCAAUAAAAUAACAGACUGUCUGCAAAA